Molecule: messenger RNA, 1017 nt
Organism: Impatiens glandulifera
Lineage: Eukaryota; Viridiplantae; Streptophyta; Magnoliopsida; Ericales; Balsaminaceae
Product: alanine--tRNA ligase
Exons: 8
Coding region: 74-856 (260 amino acids)
Biological process (GO): regulation of translational fidelity; tRNA aminoacylation
Molecular function (GO): Ser-tRNA(Ala) deacylase activity; ATP binding; aminoacyl-tRNA ligase activity
Source: RefSeq, a predicted model, not a curated record
AUUACUACAAAGACAAUAAUCUCUGAUAAUCGCUAAUCAGAGAUUAGAGAUCGUCUUCAGAAUCUCUACAGCGAUGGCUAAUGAAUCUUCUGCGCAUACCAAGCUCGAUUACUACCAAGACAUGUCAAAACUGCAAUCUACUUCAUCUCUCCUUUCCCAUUUUCAGGACGAUGAAGGAAGAUUUGUCUUAACACUAGAAUCAACUAUAUUCCAUCCACAAGGCGGCGGUCAGCCAUUCGACACCGGAUUCAUCGAGUUCCCGACGGCCAGUUCUAUCCCCAAAUUCAUCGUCAACGACGUCCGAUCCAAGGAUGGAAGAGUUUUUCAUUAUGGAACUUUCGAGAAUCUUGAAUCCUUUCCACCAAAGUUGGAAAAUACGAUUGAUGUUUUGCUAACUGUUGAUGAAUCUCGAAGAAAGCUGAAUUCCAGGCUUCAUUUGGCCGGUCAUUUGAUUGAUGUUUGCAUGGAGAACAUAGGUUUAGGUCAUUUAGAACCUGGCAAAGGCCACCAUUAUCCUGAUGGGCCAUUUGUGGAGUACAAAGGCAGCAUUCCGCAAAAUGAAAUUCAACUUAAACAAAAGGAUUUAGAACUAGAAGCUAAUAAAUUGAUUUCUGAAGGAAGAAGAGUCAUUGUCUCGAUUUUACCUUAUGAAGAAGCUGCUGCUCUGUGUGGUGGAUGUCUUCCUAAUUACAUCCCUAAGGAAAGUACUCCCCGGAUUGUAAGAAUUGGUGACUAUCCUGGCUGCCCUUGCGGUGGCACUCAUGUUUCUGACAUAUCGGAGAUCAUGUUCCUUAAGGUUUCUCAGAUUCGGAUCAAGAAGGGGUUGACUAAAGUGUUCUACAAUAUUACACCUUAGAUUGACCUAUUAUGGUGUUAGAACAAUCAAUCUUAUUCUUGAUGAAAUUAAUCAUCUUUCACAAUAUUAACCUGUUUUGGAAACAGGUUUUGAAAUGUGUAACAUAAGUUAAUGUAGUUGAUUCAAACUUUAAACCCUAUUCCACUCACAUUUUGGGCUUA